AUGUCUGACUUGAACGCUACUGUCCAGGAGACCAAGGCUGGUUUCCACGUCUCUGGCUAUGAGAAGAUCGAGUACGACUUCGAGUUCAUGGACGGUGUCUUUGACCCCAAGAACAGCCAGCUUGCCGACUGCUACCAGCGUUGGGGCAGAGCUCUGGCCGUCAUGGACGCCAACAUCUUCGAUGUCUACGGAGACCAGAUCCAGAAGUACUUCGACCACUACAAGCUCGAGCUUUCCAUCCACAAGACCAUGAUUGGCGAGAAGGCCAAGUCCAUGGACACUCUCUUGAGCAUCGUUGACUCGAUGAACAAGUUCGGUGUCUACCGCAAGGAGCCCGUCCUGGUCGUUGGUGGUGGAUUGGUCACCGACGUUGCCNNGGGUAAUACACACACAAUGAUCCACCGCCAUAGAUCUAUAAGGCACUCUGGCCAAUAUCUCCUAAGCGGUCAAUUCCUACUUCUGAACCAGUUACUAACCGUUUACAGUUUCGCUUGCGCUUCCUACCGCAGAAACACCAACUACAUCCGUGUUCCCACCACCGUCAUUGGUCUCAUUGAUGCUUCCGUCUCGAUCAAGGUCGCCGUCAACUACGGCAACUACAAGAACCGUCUGGGUGCCUACCACGCUCCUAUGAACACCUUCCUUGACUUCAGCUUCCUCCGCACUCUUCCAGAUGCUCAGAUCCGUAACGGUUUCGCAGAGUUGAUCAAGAUCUCCACCUGUGCCCACCUCGACACCUUCAACUUGCUUGACAAGUACGGCGAGCAGCUCAUCUCUACCGGCUUCGGUCGCCGUGAGGGUGCUCCCCAGGAGGUUCGCGAUGCAGCCGACAGAAUCAACCGCAACGGUAUCCACGAGAUGUUGAAGCUUGAGACCCCCAACCUCCACGAGAUUGGUCUUGACAGAGUCAUUGCCUACGGUCACACGUAA
This is a messenger RNA of Aureobasidium vineae, 930 nucleotides long. Lineage: Eukaryota; Fungi; Ascomycota; Dothideomycetes; Dothideales; Saccotheciaceae. The record is from the annotation of a GenBank genome assembly.